AUGCCGCUUCGCCCGCCUGCCUGCCCGCCCGCGGCUUCCGCUCCUCUCCCCUCCUGGCCGCUGGAGGCCGAGCGUUUCUGCGCCAGGGCCCCGCAAGGUCGCCUGCAGCUGCCUCCCGGACCCCCGUGGGGCGAGGAGGAGGAGGAGGAGGAGGAGGAGGAGGAAGGCUGCCUGCCUUCGCAGACGGGGCCUCCCUCGCCUGGCCUGGCCUGGCCUGCGGGCCGAAUGGAGGGGGAGAGGGGGAGCCUUGGCGGCCUCGCAGCCGAGGAUCUGGCCAUUACCUCCUAUAGUGACCUGGCUCGCCCCGUCAGUCCCAGCCGCCCCCGGGAGUCCCUGGGCCCCUCUCCAGGCGCAACGCGGGCCGCCCUGGGUGGCCUGGAUCCAAGUCUUGAAUGGAACUCCUUGGGUGCGCCUGAUGCUAAGAGUGCUGCUUGGGUGUCUAACUGGCUCCGUAUCUUGUGUGCACAGAUAACCACUCUCAUCAACCAUAAGGACAAACCGAAGCGGUCAGACAAGACUCUGAAAGCGAUCCAGCAAGUGGGCCAAGCUGUCAACCUGGCGGUCGGGAGAUUUGUCACAGUGGGAGAAGCGAUCGCCAAUGAAAACCAGGAGCUGAAAGAGGAAAUGAAUGUUGCCUGCAUUGAAGCAAAGCGAGCAGGGGAGACGAUCGCUCAGCUCACGGACAUAGCAGCCUUGGAUCAUCCGGAAUCUGAUGGACGGUUCACUAUUUUUACAGACAAAACUGGAGUGGUAAAAGCUGCCCGGUUGCUGCUUUCUUCAGUGACUAAAGUCUUGGUGCUGGCUGACCGAAUAGUGAUUAAGCAGAUUAUAACUUCUAGGAACAAGUUUGCCUCCAGCAAUGCAAUGAAAUAUCAAGAUGAAACAAAACUCACGAAGCACGAGGAAGCAGCAAAUGGCUCCAGCCCGUGGGGGCAUUUAGAAAAUAGAAGUCGAAAGAUUGUGGUGAAGAGGGUACAAGGAAAGAGGGACUGUUUUGACUUGAAAUGGUUUAUUGCGUUUGAUCUGAAGGAUGAAAAGAAAAAGGCCAGAAUGGCAGCGGCUCGCGCUGUCCUCGAGAAAUGCACCAUGAUGCUUCUCACGGCUUCCAAGACCUGUCUCAGGCCCCCCGACUGUGAAUCCGCCCGCCUGAACAAAGGAGCCGUCUUUCACAGAAUGCGACUCGCCUUGGAGCAAGUCAUAGAGAUUGUAACAGACUCCCGCCCCAGUGGAGAGCACGAACCGGGGCCCGUGAGCAUCUCUGCUGGCAUCAGGGAGUUCAAGGAUAAAGUCGAAGGUCUGCGAGACGACCUUUACCUUCUGUCGAAAGAGAGUCUCCGGGCGAUGCUGCGUGUCGUCCUUGAGCACACAGAGGAUUUCACCGACUCCGCCUACACCAGCCAUGAGAACCGGGAGCGCAUCCUGGAGCUCUCCCAGCAAGCCAAGUUGCAGCUGGAGCAGCUGUUGUCGGCAUGGAUGUGUGCUCAAAGUCAGAAGAGGAGGGACGCCACAGAGGACAUGGAAGUAGCCCUGUUGAAAAUGUGUCAGUGCGUGAACGAGCUCCAUCGAGAACUCCACGGUGCAGCCACCUCCGUUGCCGCUGACCUGCUGAAAUAUCAUUCAGAUCACCUGGUCUUGAAAGCGCUGAAAGCCUCUGGAGAGGAAGGAAACAUCGAAGCCGUUGCGGAACACAGCUGCAAGCUCUCCGAGCAGAAGGAGCAGUUGCUUGAACUGUGUCGUUUGCUGAGGCACGUCUCUGGGAUGGAGCCGCUUGAAAUCACUUGCCUACACGCAGAAGACACUUUCAAGGUGACUGGGCCUCAGAUAAUUUCUGCGGCAGAGACCUUGACACUCCAUCCUUCCAGUAAGAUUGCAAAAGAGAACCUGGAGGUGUUCUGUGAGGCUUGGGAGUCUCAGCUGAGCGACAUGUUCCUGUUGCUAAGAGAAAUCAGCGAUGUGUUUGAAGGAAGACGAGGAGAGAAGCGUGCAUACCUGUCUCUGCCCAGGCCAGGGAAGCAUAAUACAAAUCUGAAGUCCUUAAAGCCAGUCCGACUUGAUAGUGAGGAACAAGCAAGACUUGGGAAAUCAGGCCUCGCCCUGUGUGAAUUGAGUUCACGUGUCAACUCUGAGAUGGAGAAAUGGGAUGACCCGGAAAAUGAGAUUGUGCGGCGUGGACAAUGCUUAUCCAGCAUGGCCUAUUCCAUGUACUUAUUUACAAGGGGGGAAGGGCUUCUGAAAACUACCCAGGAUCUAUUUCAACAAGCAGAGGCCUUUGCUGCUGAAGGAUUAAAGCUCGUCUCAGCCCUCCUUGCAUUUUCUAAUCAGUUGGAGGACGAUGACAAGCCGUUGCUUCUGCAGGAGAUCGAAAAGAUGGUCCCUGCGUAUCGGCAGCUUCAGGUCACAGCUACAGCCCACGUUCAGGGUAAAUCAGCAAUUUUUACAAAGGUGGAGGCCUGUAUUCAAGAAGCCAGGCGUAUUCUGAACGUUCUGGGCCAAGUACUGCCAUUAGGCUGCAAGUUGUUGAGAAAACACGGAACAGGAAAUGGCUACCUUAGAGGGCACCGUCCCUGGAGAGAAAACGGCUUCCAUGCCGCCACGAAAGACCGCGGCAGCCCCGCAGGGAACACCGACUCCCUUGGAAUCGAGUCUCUGAAACAACACGUAGCGGACCUCACACUUCUGGAAAACACACAUUUCUAAAGCCUUUAUUUGGAAACAGAGACAUUCCUGUAUGGGAGUGGCAUGCUAAGCCCCUCCCAGUUACUUUCUUUUGAGAACGGCGAAUCCAGGCUAGAAAUAAGCGCUUGUAACCUUUCCACAUCUGAUAGAUGUCUUGGCGCAUGGCAGUUAGCAAAAGCAACAGUCCGCUUUUAACAGCUGCAUAUUUUUGUGAUGUGAAUAUAUUUCUUUGUUCACUCAUUAAUACUGCUAUUUUUAUAAUCUUGUACGUUUGUGAAUAUUUUGCUCUUCUGCUCCAAAGAUGCUGCUGUGGAUGCCCAUACAAAGAAACUGGAUGUUCUUGGAAACACUACAUGGCAAGCGACGGGGUUUUGUACUCGGCAUGAAUGUGGGGCUAAGAUCCUACCCUCGCUGCCUAGUUUUGCUGGUAGGCUGCUUCAA
This is a messenger RNA of Gekko japonicus, 3117 nucleotides long. RefSeq names its product catenin alpha-like 1 (gene CTNNAL1). Gene Ontology annotation, biological process: cell adhesion; Rho protein signal transduction. NCBI's taxonomy places the organism in Eukaryota, Metazoa, Chordata, Lepidosauria, Squamata, Gekkonidae. Gene Ontology annotation, molecular function: actin filament binding. The record is from RefSeq and is a predicted model, not a curated record. Bases 1 to 2697 code for a protein of 898 amino acids. The transcript has 19 exons.